UUUUGUUUUUGUUUUGUUUUGUUGUUGUUUUUUAGACAAAGUCUCGCUCUGUCACCCAGGCUGGAGUGCAGUGGCGCGAUCUCAGCUCACUGCAAGCUCCACCUCCUGGGUUCACGCCAUUCUCCUGCCUCAGCCUCCCCCCGAGUAGCUGGAACUACAGGUGCUCACCACCAUGCCCGGCUAAUUUCUUUUUGUAUUUUUAGUAGUGGGGGUGGUUCACCAUGUUAGCCAAGAUGGUCUCGAUCUCCUGACCUCAUGAUCCACCCAUUUCGGCCUCCCAAAGUGCUGGGAUUACAGGCAUGAGCCACCAUGCCUGGCCACUACACAUGUAUUUUUAUGGUAAAGUAUUUUUUGUUGCUACGUUUUAAGUACCAUUGCAGGCUGGAAAAAGUCACUUUGUAGUGGUUCAGAAUGAGCAAUUAAAUGACUAUGAAAAGGUCUGACUGGUAUUGUACUUUCUGCAGGGCUCUGAAAAGUAAAGCUAGAUGUCAAGACAAGUGAUAAAGACUACCUCAUCACUCACAUUGACCAGUUACAAUGUAGCCAAAGAACAUUUUGUUUUCAGUGCAAUUAAUAACCCAUGUGGUUCCUUGUAACACUUUUUAAAAUAAUAACCUAAAGUAAAAGAAAUAUGCAUUAAUUUUCUCUCUAAUGGCCUUUCUAAACCUCUGUGAGGCCCUAAUUUGAUCAUGGCACAGUCCUUCCUGAUCCUGGACACAUACCCAGGACCAUUUCCCUGCAAUUCCUAGUCCAGAAUCCACUACUAAGAAAUCCCAAAUGUCAUCCUUCAAUGGUAUGAUUUACUAAUGAGAUGUAAAAGUUAAGGAUAAUACAAGUUUUUCAUACAGCUAGGUACAUUCAAUUUUCUUUUUACCCUGAGAUUAUGCUCUCACACUUGAUGUUAAAAUGUCCUUCUUAAUGAAAUGGAAGUGUGAUUGUAAAUUUUUUUGGAAAUAUCCUUACUUGGGAAAAUAAACAUCAGGCCCCACGUUUUUUACAUUAAUUUAUGAAAUACAUAAGUCAGUGAGCCUCCCCUUAAAAGAUAUCUUCUUUUAGUCGUGCUUUUACAUUUUAGAAAUUUCUUUUUUUUUUGAGACAGUCUUUCUCUGUCACCCAGCCUGGAGUGCAGUGGCACAAUCUUGGUUUACUGCAAACUCCGCCUCCCGGGGUCAAGUGAUUCUCGUUUCUCAGCCUCCCAAGUAGCUGGGAUUACAGGUGUGUGCCACCAAGCCUGGCUAAUUUUUGUGUUCUAGCAGAGAUGGGGUUUUACCAUGUUGGCCAGGCUGGUCCUGAACUCCUGGCCUCAAGUGAUCUGCCCACCUCAGCCUCCCAAAGUGCUGAGAUUACAGGUAUAUUUUAGAAAUUUAAUUGAAAAGAAAUGGUAAGAGAAUAUGACAUACAUGAGAACUGCCUAGAUACCUUAUUAUUAGUGACAAUGCUGCUGUUGUCACUAUGGCUACAUUCUUCUCCUAGGGACAUGGAAAGAUUGGACAUCCCCACCUCUGAAGUUAAGGCAUGCCAAAUGGCCUGCUUGGCUAAUUAAAUAUAAGACAAAGUUAUAUGUAUUUCUCAUGGGUAGAAAUGUUAAUUAGAGCAUGGCUUACUUUUGCCAUGCCAAUCAGCAACACUUCAGAUGGGGCAGGGUGUCAGGCUAGGUUUCACAGUGAGAAGCCUGUACUAAGGGAUCAGGAACAGAUCUCAGGUGACCCAUGAUAGACAGGCAGCACAAGAGAGAAAUAGACUUAUGCUAGUAGCCACUGAAACAUCAGGACUAUUUGUUACCAAUACUGAAGAGUAGAAUUGCUUUUCAACAGAAUAAAAAAUCUGAGGAUAUAAAUUCCCCUACAAUUUAAAAAGAAGCAAAAGAUAUGAACACAUGCUUCACCAAAGAAGGCAUGUUAAUGGCAAAUAGGCACAUGAAAAGAUGUUCAAUCUCAUUACCCAUUAGAGAAAUACAAAGUAAAACCAUAAUGAGAUACCACAGAACACUUAUCAGAAUGACUAAAAAAAAUACGGAUGAUACCCGAAUACAAAAAUACAAUUUAACUGGAUCUCUAAUACAUUAAUAGUGGGAAUACAAAAUGAUACACCUACUCUGGAAAGUAAUUUGGCAGUGCAUUGAUAACAUUAAACUCACACUUACUACGUGGCCCAGCAAUCACACUUCUAGAUAUUUACCUUGAAUAGUGGUUGGCAAACUACUUCCACGGGUCAAAUCCAACUUUUAUUUUAAGAGUGUGGUAAAACUGGGCGCAGUGGCUCAUGCCUGGCUGCUUCCUGCUGGUUGUCUGCUCUCAAACCCUGUCUCCUGAUAAGAUGUUAUCAAUGACAAUGCGUGCCUGAAACUUCAUUAGCAAUUUUAAUUUCGUCCUGGUCCUAUGAUCUCGCCCUGCCUCCAUUUGCCUUGUAAUAUUUUAUUACCUUGUGAAGCAUGUGAUCUCUGUGACCCACACCCUAUUCGUACACUCCCUCCCCUUUUGAAAAUCACUAAUAAAAACUUGCUGGUUUUGCGGCUCAGGGGCAUCAAGGAGCCUGCCGAUAUGUGAUGUCUCCCCCGGACACCCAGCUUUAAAAAUUUCUCUUUGUACUCUUUCCCUUUAUUUCUCAGAUCGGCCGACACUUAGGGAAAAUAGAAAAGGACUCAUGUUGAAUUAUCAGGUGUGGGUUCCCCCGAUAAAGGUGGUGCCAUCUCCACAAAACAAGCUGGGUGAAUCUCCAGGCCCAGAGGAGAGGCUGGCAGAGAUGCUAACAACUGGCAAGUAUGAAGUUUUCCCCAUGAGCCAGGGAAAAGAGGCAGGUGGUCACCCAGCUCAUGUGCAAUUCUGAAAGGCUUUCUGCUUCAGGCAUGUUUCUAAUCCCACUGAUUGAGCUCCUGGAGUUUUUCUGUUUGGGAGUUAGACUUGGCCAGAACUGCUCCCCUACUUAUGGUUGACAGAUGCAAUACAGGAUGCCAACUCACAUUUGUAUUUCAAAUAAACAACCAGUGAUUUAUUUUGAAGAAUAAGUAUAUUCCAAAUAUUGCACAGAAAAUGCAUGUACUAAAAAUUAAUUCACUGUUUAUCUAAAAUUCAAAUGUAACUGGGCAUCCUGUAUCUAUAUUUGCUACAGCUGGAAGCUCUACGUGACCCAGCAUUUGACACAGCUUUUCAUUUUUCUGAGAAUGUAAGGGGUUCUUAGGUUAUGUUUUAAGGAAUUGUCUGAAAUUACAGAUUGCCUACAUCCUUGCUUCACCUCACUAAGUGCUUACAGUAACCUCCAAUCUCUGAAGCUGAUUAAAGUAUUAUAGCAAAGAGUAAUAUAAUUCAUUUGAGUUUCAUUUUCUCCCUACUCAGCUUCUGGAAUAGUGUACUGCAAAUAGAAUGGCCUUAAGGCCAUCUAAAUAGAGGAAGGGAGAAAAGAAGUUAUGAAUAAACCAUAGAUAUUUAUCAAUAUCUGAACAAUCUGGAUUUGAUUCCAGUUUUAAUUAUGUGGACUUGUUAGUUCUUCCUCGUGCUUCAGUUUCAAGUAUUGAACAACAAAUAAGUCAUUUACAAUACCUCUAAGCUAAAUAUUGAUUCAAAGAACAAAGACCAUUACAAUUCAACUUUUUCAACACAGGCUUAGCUCACUCUCCAAUGGGUAUCUUUUUUUUUUUUUUGAGACCGAGUCUCGCUCUGUCACCCAGGCUGGAGUGCAGUGGUGCAGUCUCAGCUCACUGCAAACUCCACCUCCAGGGUUCAAGUGAUUCUCCUGCCUCAACCUCCUGAGUAGUUGGGAUUCCAGGCAUGCACCAUCAUGCCUGGCUAAUUUUUCUAUUUUUAGUAGAGUCAGGGUUUCGCCAUGUUGGCCUGGCUAGUCUCAAACUCCUGACCUCAGGUGAUCUGCCCACCCUGGCCUCCCAAAUGCUAGGAUUACAGGCAUGAGCCAUCGCGCCUGGCCGGGUGUGUUUUAAAACAGUGUGCCGAGUCAAAACGUCUUUUAGACAUAUUCCUUUUUUUUAAUUUUAUUUAUUUAUUUUUUUUUGAGAUGGAGUCUCACACUCUGUUGCCCAGGCUGGAAUGCAGUGGUGCGAUCUUGGCUCACUGCAAGUUCCGCCUCCUGGGUUCAUGCCAUUCUCCUGCCUCAGCCUCCUGAGCAGCUGGGACUACAGGCACCUGCCACCAUAUCCGGCUAAUUUUUUGUAUUUUUAGUAGAGACGGGGUUUCACCGUGUUAGCCAGGAUGGUCUCAAUCUCCUGACCUCGUGAUCCACCUGCCUCGGCCUCCCAAAGUGCUGGGAUUACAGGCAUGAGCCACCACGCCCUGCCUACAUAUUCCUUUCGUAAAAAGCAAACAGAGACCUGUUUAAGGGUAGUAACCAGCAUGCUGGAUUUUACUAACAAAAAAAGAGUUUGGAAACCCCAGUUACAAAUUUUGCAAAUGAAUCACAUUUGAGGCCUGAACAAGUUAGUAGUUUGCAAAAAGGACAUCUAAAGCACGUUGAGAGUUGGAAUCUCCUCUCCAUGCUCAGAAGCAAACAGUGACAGAGUUGAAAGGGAGAUUCAGGGAAGAAUUAGAGGGGGAGAGUAUAUUAGCUUUAUCUUGGGUACCCAAUAUAUCCCAAGACUCUAGGAUGCCUUAUUUACAUCCAACUUUACAUUAACCCUGUGAGAUUAAUAAAAAACGAAAGGCUCAGAAGAGAUAAGUAUUAGAAAAGUUACACAGCUAUUAGGGGGCAGUUUAAAUUCAAACCCAUAUAUUUAGAAUUCCAAAGCAAUGCUUGUCAAAUGUAGACUUAGCACCAACUUUAUUCUUAUAAUCACUAAAUAUAUUGAUUUAAUUCUCCUAACCUCAUGAGAAAGUACUAUUGAGUACAAACAUCAAGUGAGAAUAAGAGCAGUGUUUGUAGUCAAGAUCACUUUUCAAAUUAUUUGGAACCUCCCAUCUUCCCUGGAUCUAUUUUCAAUCCCAGUCAGUCAUCUUUGGGUCCAGAAGCAUAUCCUCCCCCAUCUCCCAGCCCUCCCCCUCUAGCACACAACGCACUAGAGAAAACUGCUAAGGCAUUGCUGAAUAUCUACCACUCUACUCUGACGGCACACAGGGCCAAAAAGACUAUAGAAUAAAAUCUAACUGAAAAAUUAUAGGUGAUUUUUAAAAGUCUGUUUAAAUGCAUAUGCAUCCCAGGCAUUCCACCUGGCAGUCUCUGUCUCAAGGGCCCAUCCACCUCACCAUGGUCUGGAGGGAGGGGAUGAGGAAUAGGGAAAGCCAAAGAAUUGAUCUUUUCUGAGUUUGCAGCCAGAACAUGGGCCACAGAGAAAUGGUGAACAAAGUCACCCAUUAUUAUUAACAGCUACAAUUUAUUCAACAUUUCCCUGUUGCCAAGCAUUAAAUAAGCUGUUUUAUCUCCCCACAACCAUGAGGUAGAUAAUGUUAAGAUCCCCAAUUCAGACCUGAGGAAAAGCGUGAUAUGAAACAGAGAAAGAUUCUGUAACCUGCCAUUGCCCACAGCUACUGGGAGUUGGCAUAGGAUUCAAAUACAGGCAGCCUGACUUCUCUCUGAAGGAUGUCAAGCCACAGCCACCAUACUCACCUAGUCCCCACAUAAUGAUGGCCCAAGGAACUCGCUUCCUCAAUUUUUGCUUAGUUUUACUCAUUCAUUCUUUCGAGAAAUAGAAGAAUGCCAGACACUAGGCAUACAGCUAUCAAACAGUGAGAAAACAACAGGCCCCAUUUCAUGUGCCUUAGAGUGUAGUGAAGGAGACAGAAAAUGCCAACAAGUAAACACGCAAAAACUAACUGUCAAUGGUUGCUCUAAAGGAACACAAAGUGCCAUGAGCAAGGAAAUAGGAGGGACCUACUUGAGAUGACACAGAAAGUCAAAGAGGCUUCUCCAGAAAGGGGGCAUCAAAGCUGGGACACGAAUAAAGAGAAUCAGACAGCCAGACACACAAGAGCCGACAAGAUCUCCAGAAGGAGUGCUGCCAUGGGGAGCAAGUGUGGCAUGGCCCUGGGGUGCAGGCCAGGCCAGGGGCAGGGACUGAAGCAAGUUGUGAAAUUUCUGAUUAUCAGGGGCAGAAUGGAUUCCUAAGGCAGCCACUGUCUUCUGUUAACUCUGGAGUUUUCUGCAUCCCUUUUGCUUUAAAUGAGGCAUACAUGUUUUCAUAGCUGUGAUGAAACCCCUACAAAGGAAGGAGACUUCUCCAGUUUAGCAUUAUUUAUUUUACUCUUAAAAAAUAACAAAGCUGACCCUGGCAGAUGUUUGUACUGGGAGAUUCAGAUCCAUCCAGGCCCCCACUGUUAAUAGCCCACGGGAAGUCCCUGCAGUCUCUCAGGGAAGUCAUUCUGUGUAGAAUCUGUAAUUUCACAGGCAAGUCCUGCAACUUUUUAAUUGUUUAAAAUUCCCAGAAGGAACAAUUACUGAAAUUAUCUAUGAAGGGUUUAAUGGACACAGAGAUGAGAGCUAUAAACAAUGUGAUACUAUGUCCUGUUAACUCACAGAGAACGGAAGGGCUGGAACGGGACCCAGCCAGCAGGGUUUGUGACCGCCUCUGCUGUGACGUCACAGCCUGGUGAGGAGGGGGCUGAAGUUCCUCAGGAAACUCCAGUGGACAAAUUCAUAAACAAGAGCUCCAGUUCCCUGGAACCUGAAUCGGGAGGCCUGCAGCUCACUUUCUCCCUGUUUGCUGGCCAGCAGGGUUUGUGACCGCCUCUGCUGUGACGCCACAGCCUGGUGAGGAGGGGGCUGCAGUUCCUCAGGAAACUCCAGUGGACAAAGUCAUAAACAAGAGUUCCAGUUCCCUGGAACCUGAGUCGGGAGGCCUACAACUCACUUUCUCCCUGUUUGCUGGCCCAGACAGGCCUGUGCUAGAGGGCUGGAUAGUGUGGUAGUGUGGUGGAUAGAGUGCUGCCUCUAUCCACAACGCAGCCAUAUGCUGACUGAAAGAUAACUUUGUGUCUGGAAGAGCCCUCUGAUUUCUUACACUAAUGGCCUUACACGAGAUGGAGGAUUUUACAUUUGAUGGAACAAAGCGCUUAAGUGUCAACUACGUGAAGGGAAUUCUUCAACCCACAGACACCUGUGACAUCUGGGAUAAGAUCUGGAACUUCCAAGCCAAGCCUGAUGACCUGCUUAUUUCUACCUAUCCUAAAGCAGGAACAACAUGGACUCAGGAGAUAGUGGAAUUAAUACAAAAUGAAGGUGAUGUGGAGAAAAGUAAACGGGCACCGACUCAUCAACGAUUUCCUUUCCUCGAAAUGAAAAUCCCAUCCUUAGGAUCUGGUUUGGAACAAGCUCAUGCAAUGCCCUCACCACGGAUCCUGAAAACACAUCUUCCCUUUCACUUGCUGCCACCAUCCUUGCUAGAGAAAAACUGUAAGAUAAUCUAUGUAGCAAGAAAUCCCAAGGACAACAUGGUGUCCUAUUACCAUUUCCAAAGAAUGAAUAAAGCACUUCCUGCUCCAGGAACAUGGGAAGAGUAUUUUGAGACUUUUCUGGCUGGGAAAGUGUGCUGGGGCUCCUGGCAUGAACAUGUGAAAGGAUGGUGGGAAGCCAAAGACAAACACCGUAUUCUCUAUCUCUUCUAUGAGGACAUGAAGAAGAACCCAAAGCAUGAAAUUCAGAAGCUGGCAGAAUUUAUUGGGAAGAAAUUAGAUGACAAAGUUCUAGAUAAAAUUGUCCAUUACACUUCAUUUGAUGUCAUGAAACAGAAUCCAAUGGCAAACUAUUCAUCGAUUCCUGCUGAAAUCAUGGACCACUCCAUUUCUCCAUUCAUGAGAAAAGGGGCAGUGGGAGACUGGAAGAAACACUUCACUGUGGCUCAGAAUGAGAGAUUUGAUGAAGAUUACAAGAAGAAAAUGACUGAUACCAGACUAACUUUCCACUUCCAGUUCUAGUAAGGAAGAAAAACAACUGAAAAUGUUUUAGUUUAUUACCUAGUAUAUUUGGGUAAUAAUGAAAGUUUAAUUCUCAUAACAAAUGAUAUCAGAUUCCAGUUAUCAGAAUAGUUUAUUGUGUUUGCUCUUAUUCACUCUACUAAAAAAUUAUUUUAAAAGGCUGGAGGCAAAGUGGUGACAGGCAGCACGGUGGCGACAUGGAGAGAGGGAAGCUCAAUAAAUCACUAGGUACAAUCCUGGUAUCAUUGCCAAUUAUCAUCAUAUUUACAUUUUCUACAAUCAUGUGCUUUUUAACAUAUUGGAAAUGCUUCAGUCCUCACAUGAUAAUACACUAACAUUUUCAGAUUAAAUUUUGGUUCAAGUUAAUUUUUUUUUUUUUUUUUUUUGAGACGGAGUCUCGCUCUGUCGCCCAGGCUGGAGUGCAGUGGCACGAUCUCGGCUCACUGCAAGCUCUGCUUCCUGGGUUCACGCCAUUCCCCUGCCUCAGCCUCCCGAGUAGCUGGGACUAUGGGCGCCCACCACCACUCCCAGCUAAUUUUUUUUUUUUGUAUUCUUAGUAGAGACGAGGUUUCACCGUGUUAGCCAGGAUGUUCUCGAUCUCCUGACCCCAUGAUCCACCCGCCUCGGCCUCCCAAAGUGCUGAGAUUACAGGCGUGAGCCACUGUGCCCAGCCGGUUCAAGUUAAUUUUUAAAUGCAUCACUAACGUGUAAAUAGUGACUGUUUGUUCCAGCAAUUUUUUGGUGGUGAAGUAACCAUCAAGUGAUUCAGGUUCCUCUUGGAACCCUCCAAGAAAAACUUCAGGGUCUUAGUGUAAUACAUCUGUCCCCAUCUCUCACUGGCGUAUAUAUUUAACUGGACUCACUCUCCCACCCUCAGCUAAUGCUACAAUCCUGGAUCACCUCUUGACUCAUCUUUCCCAUUGCCACCACAAUCCAUUCUAAUCUGUCAGCAAAAUCUGUCAGUUUUAAUCUACGAAAUCUCUUACAAUAUUUCCGUCUAACCAUUCCUUGUUUUCCUUCUAUUUCUAUAGCCACCCUUCUGGUUCAGAAACCUUUUACUUCUUGCCUCAACUAGUGUAAUAGCUUCCUAACCCAUUUCUCUCUAUUUCAGACAGAUGGCAAGGUUAUUUUCCUUAAAAAGAUUCUUAUUAUGUUGUUCCUUAGCUCAAAAUCCUUCAAUGACUGAACUUUCACUGCCUGAAAGAUAAAUCCCAAGAUUUUAGCCAUGCAUUCAAGAGCAGCUAUAACCAUAAUGACUCCAGCCUUCACUUCCAGCUUCACCUUCCAAACCACCUCCAUAUUCCAGCAAAUUAGCCUACUUACUGGGUCCUAGUCACAUCUUACCACUUCCUACCCUCCCAGUUUUAUUUAUACCAAGCCUCCUCCUGAAAUUUCUCUUCCUUUCUUUCUACCUACCCAAGACAUACCACGUGCUUCAAUAACCAGUCCCUUCCUCCUACAAACACUACAACCUGGAAAGCACUCUUGCUUCUCUGAAGUCCUCUAUACUUAGUGUAACUCUUCUGUGAUGAAGAUUAAAGUGUAUUAUGGCAA
Messenger RNA from Pan troglodytes (chimpanzee), 9404 nucleotides. It is a transcript of the gene SULT1C4, whose product is annotated as sulfotransferase family 1C member 4. The coding region runs from base 6942 to 7850 and encodes 302 amino acids. The transcript is spliced from 7 exons. The record is from RefSeq and is a predicted model, not a curated record. Gene Ontology annotation, molecular function: sulfotransferase activity. Lineage: Eukaryota; Metazoa; Chordata; Mammalia; Primates; Hominidae.